This is a messenger RNA of Cyphellophora europaea CBS 101466, 1500 nucleotides long. RefSeq lists its product as uncharacterized. Gene Ontology annotation, biological process: protein import into peroxisome matrix. Bases 1 to 1500 code for a protein of 499 amino acids. Gene Ontology annotation, cellular component: cytosol; peroxisomal membrane. Gene Ontology annotation, molecular function: ATP hydrolysis activity; ATP binding. The transcript has a single exon. Lineage: Eukaryota; Fungi; Ascomycota; Eurotiomycetes; Chaetothyriales; Cyphellophoraceae. The record is from RefSeq and is a predicted model, not a curated record.
AUGGCCGCCAAUCAACCACGUUCUACUGUCUCCGGCGAGCAACCUCGUCCUCCAUCUCCUACCUCCACGUUCUACGCUCACACCUCUGCCCCACGCGUGAAUACAGACGCCACGCUUCACGCAUCCAUCCGCGCCGCCCAUCCCACCAGCACGAUCACCAUCAUCCCCGAGUUCAACUCCCCUUUCAAGCUCUAUGCCCAAGCCACCUCCAACGCAACCAUCACUCCCCUUUCCCCAGACUCUACACUCUCUUGGCUCCUCUACUUUCCCCCACCCCGACGUCUCGACGGCGGAGCUGGCGUACUGGCAACCGAGACUUUCUACGAGGUCUACCUCCUGCACUACAAAUCCGCCGAGUUCCUAGUCUACUUCGCCGACGGGCGCGACGGCACAAGCCCGUACCCACAGAUUCGUAAUCAGUACGUCGUCAGCACCGCCUCCGACGCCGCGGGCCCGCUCACCACGCUGGUGCGCGAGGCGGGCCAGUGGCUCAGCGCACUGAACGAGGAGAUCUGGGUCUUCGACCAGGGCUACUGGCAGAAGGACGCGGAGUUGUACCACAACAUCAUGCAAUCCACCUGGGACAACGUCAUCCUGCACGAGGAGCUCAAGGACGACCUCAUCAGCACUGUGUCCCGCUUCUUCGACUCGCGCGACGACUAUGACCGUCUGGGCGUACCGUGGAAGCGCGGCUUGAUCUUCUACGGCCCUCCCGGUAAUGGUAAGACGGUCAGCAUCAAGGCGACGAUGCACACACUCUAUAAACGUAGAGCCGCCGUGCCGUCACUAUACGUCAAGAGCCUCCAGAGUUUCGCGGGGCCGGAGUACAGCAUCAGCGCCAUUUUCGGACGCGCACGCGCUGAGGCGCCCUGCUACUUGGUGUUCGAGGAUCUGGAUAGCAUGGUCACCGACGACGUCCGCAGCUUCUUCCUGAACGCCGUGGACGGCUUGGCCAUCAAUGAGGGCGUUCUGAUGGUAGGCAGUACCAACCAUCUGGAACGCUUGGAUCCGGGCAUCGCGAAGCGCCCGAGUCGCUUCGAUCGCAAGUAUUUGUUUGAUGAUCCGGAUAAGGAGUUGCGGACUAGAUAUGCGGAGUUUUGGCGGAAGAAGGUGAGGGAUGCCGGCGAGGGGAAGGGAACGGAAGGUGUCCAUGACCGGAAGGAGAAAGAGGGCGAAGUCGAAUUCCCCAAGGUCCUGUGCGAGAAGAUCGCCGGCAUCACCGACGGCUUCAGCUUCGCGUACAUGCAGGAAGCGUUCGUGAGCGCGCUGCUGGUCAUUGCGACGAGGCAGCGGGAGGGCACGGACUCGAGAGGAGACGAGGUGAAGAUGUUGGGGGAGCAGUGGGAGUUGUUGGACCUAGAGGAGAACGAGAAGGCUAGUGAUGGUGGGAAUGGUGAUGAUGGUGAUGAUAAAGACCUGGACAAGUACGUCUUGUGGAGGGAGAUCAAGAAGCAGGUCGAGACGCUGAGAAAGGAGAUGGAUAAGAAGAAGGGAGAUUGA